This is a messenger RNA of Trematomus bernacchii (emerald rockcod), 1528 nucleotides long. RefSeq names its product HIV-1 Tat interactive protein 2 (gene htatip2). Gene Ontology annotation, biological process: import into nucleus. The transcript has 7 exons. Gene Ontology annotation, cellular component: cytoplasm. The record is from RefSeq and is a predicted model, not a curated record. Bases 274 to 1113 code for a protein of 279 amino acids. NCBI's taxonomy places the organism in Eukaryota, Metazoa, Chordata, Actinopteri, Perciformes, Nototheniidae.
GUGUAUGGUGGUACAUGAAGAUGAGCACCGAGGCUUGUUGAAUUACAAGCUUUUUGUCCCUUUCCAUUGGAUUCACUAUCGUAUCCUAAAUCCUACCAAAUAAAUGAAACCUUAAAAUAACAGUAUUGGUGUACAUCGAGCUGUCAAUUGUUGAGUUUGGCGAUCUUUACUGUUUCCCCCCCCCCUCAACCUAUCAACGAAGCAGAGGGAGCACCGUCUGUGAACAUGAAGCAACCAGGAAGUGCCCCAGCAAUUUAGCCAUUGCUCCUGGCAAUGUCUGUUAUGAAACUGCUGGACUCCAUCCUAGGAAACGCGACCGGGAUCUUCGCUGUCGUAAUUGUUCUCAUUGCAGUGCUUUUCAAUUAUUUCGACGACCCUGAUCCGGUUAAAUACAACAGCAUGGCUGAGGACACCAAGACUCUGGAAGAAAAUUUCAGGCAGCAAAAUAAAAGCUGUUUCAUCCUCGGUGCCUCGGGGGAAACGGGCAGGAUGUUGCUUCAAGAUCUGCUUGGGCGCAACAUCUUCUCCAAGAUCACCCUGAUCGGAAGGAGAACGCUCACCUUUGAAGACAAAGCAAAUGAAAACCUGGUCCAAGAGGUGGUGGACUUUGAGAAGCUUGAGGAUUAUGCUGCGUCAUUCCAGGGCCAUGAUGUCGGCUACUGCUGCCUGGGAACCACCAAAGCAAAAGCAGGAACUGAAGGAUUCAUCCGAGUUGAUCACGACUAUGUUCUAAAAUCAGCAGAGCUCGCCAAGGCAGGAGGCUGCGCUGAGUUCCACCUGGAGUCCUCCAGAGGAGCGGAUAAAAACAGCAACUUCCUCUACCUCAAAGUCAAGGGACAAGUGGAGGCAGAAAUCGAGGCGCUAGGUUUUGACAGAUUUGCCAUUUACAGACCAGGUGUUUUGUUGGUAGACAGGCAGGAGAGUCGGCCCGCUGAGUGGCUGGCCAGGAAAUUCUUCGGUGCCGUGUCCGCCGUCUGUACUACGGCCAUGUCCAUCCCAAUCCAAGCGGUCGCAAAAGCGAUGGCUUCUAACACGUUGCUUCAACCGGAGCAGAAGACAGAGAUCCUAGAGAACAAAGACAUCGCCAGUCUGGGAAAGGGUGCAGGGCAAUAAGGAAAUGCAAAAAAUACACUGAGGUAAUUCCAGCAGAUAUACUGGGACGACUACAAACACUAUUCCCAUGACCAUGAUGUCAAAGGAUUUUCACAUACUUGAAAAAAUAGUUGAUUUUAAAAUGAAACUGAACAUGAAUUUAUCCAUGAAGUUCAUUAUCAGAAAACCAAAAUAAGUUUCCAUGAAUGUACACGAUUCUUGGAUAAGACGAUCUGUUUAGUUAGCAAAAAUAUUAUAUUUUCAUUUGUUUUGUGCUUUUUUGCUUUGCUUUUGAUUGAUAUUUUUAAUAUCAGGGAACUGCUGCUAACCUCUUUUAUGUAAUUGCAUUGCCUUAAAGUAAAAGCUUAAAUGUCUAAUACAAUUAAAAUAUUUGAUGUCUCUAACAUAUUUUCAUUAAAUUAUUAUAGAAAUGUGA